Molecule: messenger RNA, 6131 nt
Organism: Papilio machaon (common yellow swallowtail)
Lineage: Eukaryota; Metazoa; Arthropoda; Insecta; Lepidoptera; Papilionidae
Product: fatty acid synthase-like
Exons: 37
Coding region: 25-6096 (2023 amino acids)
Biological process (GO): fatty acid biosynthetic process
Molecular function (GO): oxidoreductase activity; fatty acid synthase activity
Source: RefSeq, a predicted model, not a curated record
UUUGUACCGGUUACUUUAUCUACAAUGCAUAUCGAAGGUGAUAGAACUGGUGAUGGGCGUAGUUUACCAACUGGUGAAGGGAGCGGGAUGCCGACUGGGGAUGAAAUUGUUAUCAGUGGAAUAUCAGGAAAGUUUCCCAUGUCCCAAAAUGUUACGGAGUUCAUGGAGAAUUUGUAUAAUAAGAUAGAUAUGGUGAUAAACAUAGAGCCGGAAAUACACCAUCCUGAGUAUCCGAAGCAUCGGGGGAAGGUUGACGAUAUGGAGAAAUUCGACGCAACAUUUUUUAAAGUAACGUAUAAACAAGUGUUAAGUCUGGAUAAUAAGUGCAGACAACUGAUGAGCUAUGCAUACACCGCUGUUUACGAUUCAGGUGUAAAUCCUUUACAAAUGAAGGACAACAAGUUGGGCGUAUUUAUUGCAUCGUCUACCGUUGGUGACAAACAUUUGCUGUCAGAUGACUAUACCGGUUUUAAGUCAACUAAUAAUUUCUUCAUUAGUGGGUGCAGUAAAGCGAUGUACUCGAACAGGAUAUCAUAUUGGUUCAAUAGCAAGGGACCUUCUUACUACAUCGACUGCGGAUGCGUCGGAUCCUUGGCGGUAGUCGACCUCGCCUGUCAAAGUAUCCUCAGCGGAGACUGCGAAGCGGCGCUGGUUGGGGGAUGCAGCAUCUGUUUCAGUUCCACUGUUACUAUUAACUUGAAUAAUGCUGGCUUACUAUGCAACGAUGGUAAAACAAAAUGUUUUGAUAAACAAGCUGAUGGAUACGUCAGGUCCGAAUCCAUCGGUUUCCUGUUCUUGCAGAAAGCUAAGGACGCAAAGAGAAUAUACGCAGAAAUAUGUCACACAAAAUUAGGAUACUGUAGUUCUCCGUUAAGUGACUGGAAAAUAGUGCGUCACGCUAAUUCAAAGGACAUUACAGAAUUCUUAAAGAAAUUUUAUUCCGAAAUUGAUGUGUCUCCACAAGAAAUAGAGUAUGUGGAAGCAAACGGAAUCGCUAAUGCGGAAGACGAUAAGAAUGAACUAGAAGCUGUUGGUGAGAUGUUCGGCAACAAAGAGAGGCCAGUUAAAAUAGGUUGCGUCAAAUCUAACAUGGGUAAUAGUGAAUCUGCUUCAGGAUUGUGUGCUCUUACGAAGGUUUGUCUAGCAUACAGAAAAGGGGAAAUUUCCGGUAACUUACAUUACGAAAACCCACGCGAUGACGUAGACGCUGUCCGGGACAGAAGAAUCGAAGUCGUACACGAAAAUACACCUUUUAAAAGGGGAUUUGCAGCUUUGAAUAGUUUUUCAUAUACUGGCCUGAUGGCACAUGUACUUUUAAAAGGGUAUUACAAAGAAAAGAAUCACAAGAAAUAUAUAUCAAAUAUACCAUACUUGGUGAAUGUAUCGAGUAGAAAUGAGGCUGGCGUUGGUAGGAUGCUGGAUAUUUUGGCGGCGACGCCAAUCGAUGCCGAAUACAUUGGUCUUUUGCAUAAUAUCCAUAAAAUAGAAACACCGGGACAUAACGGCCGAGGCUAUAUUAUUCUGAGGUCUAAUCUUGAAGAGAAAACUUGCGUCUUAAGUAAAAGCGUUCAACUCUAUACAGGAAUCAAGCCUCCAGUUUGCUUUAUGUACAGCGGGAUGGGGUCACAAUGGUGUGAAAUGGGAGCUGAUCUCAUGAAUAUACCAAUUUUUUCUGCAGCUAUAAAAAAAUGUCAUAAAGUACUUGAACCGAAAGGAGUGAAUAUAAUUGAUAUUUUGACAUUGAAGGAUCAAACCAUAUACGACGAUAUAAUGAAUUGUUUUGUUGGGAUCACGGCGGUACAAAUUGGUCUGACUGACAUUCUGCGAGCGUUAGAAAUUGUUCCAGAUUACAUUAUUGGGCAUAGCACUGGCGAGGUAGGCUGCGCAUACGCCGACGGUUGCCUGACGCUGGAAGAGACGAUCCUGUCGGCAUACUGUCGCGGCUUAGCCUCGAAGCAAACUGAAGUUAUACGCGGAGCAAUGGCAGCCGUGGGCAUGGGAUACGAUGACUUAAAAAGGAUUUGUCCUGCCGACAUAGAGAUAGCGUGUCACAACAGCGCCGGAUCCUCCACUAUAUCGGGACCUGUUGAUAUACUGAAAGAUUUCGUUGCUUUGUUGACAAGUCGCGGCAUCUUUGCAAAAGAAGUUCCUUGUGGCAAUAUUGCUUAUCACUCUAAAUAUGUGGCUGCUGUUGGGCCACCCUUAUUCGAAGCUUUAAAAGAGGUUUUAAAGAAUCCGAAGAAAAGAACCUCUAAAUGGUUAUCUACCUCGUUUUUGAAAACCAGAUGGGAUGAAGAUAUAGCUAAAUUCUCAUCAGCGGAAUACUUCACCAAUAAUCUGAUGAGUCCAGUAUACUUUGAAGAAACAAGCAAAUUAAUACCGAACAACGCAGUGGUGAUUGAAAUAGCCCCCCACGGGCUACUGCAGGCGAUAGUGAAACGAUCUCAUAAAUCGUGUGAACACGUUCCUUUGGCGAGGCGUGGACAUGAGAACCCCACUAAUUUUCUACUUGACGCCAUUGGACGAUUAUAUCAAAGUGGUCUGAACCCGCAAAUACACGAGUUGUAUCCUAAAAUAGAGUAUCCAGUCGCCACCGAUACUCCGCUGCUCUCAAAUCUUGUGGGCUGGGAGCACAGCGAAAAUUGGCCAAUUUUUAUUGAAGCAAAGAAGAUUCGAAAACAAGGUCAAAUUUGUAACUAUUUUAUAACGCUUUAUGGUGACGAAAACAAGUUUAUAAAUGGAUACACUAGAAAUGGUGUGAAUGUAAUCCCGGAAGCUCUACUCUUAGUUCUCACUUGGAAAACAUUAGCUAUGGCAAGAAAUGUUGAUCAUAACCAAAUGUCCGUUAAGUUCAAUAAUGUAUACUUUAACCACGAAGUAUCAUUCGAAGAAAACAAAUUGGCUAAGAUAACAGUUUCUAUUAACAAAGGCGAUUAUAAAUUUGAAGUAAGUAAUUAUGGUAGACGCCACAAGAACAUUAAAGUAGAACAACAUCUGUUGUACGAAUUGGUAACAAACUAUGACACAGUUGUUGUAACUGGACACAUAACGGAUGAGUCUCCAACUAAUAAAUGCAACUUUGAACCAAAUAACGAAAACUCUGAAGAUGAUAUUUUUUUAACCUCUGAUGAAAUAUACCGGCUGUUGGGUUUUAGAGGAUAUUCCUUUAAGUGCGGUGGUGUGACUAUUAAAGACAUGGUAUUUUCUGACAGAGCUGUAGUUCACACACAAGUACCUAGUGUUUUGUUAGUUAGAAAAAAUUCGCCCCAGGUUUUGGAGGAGUUUUCAGGAGAUGACAUUAUAUCGGGUCAAUGGGGCAGUCAUUACUACACGCCUGUUUCCUCACACGACGAAGUUGAAGAAUUUAAAGUAACUUUGAAGAAUCCAAAAGAUUUAGAAAGUGUUAGUUUUGAGGAAAUUGCUACUCCGAAAUCCCUAACCAAUAAAAUUAUAAAGGUCUGUUACGCUGGAGUAUCACAAAGAGAUUACCAACAAUCUAUGUUUGGGACAAAAUUGGAUUUGGGUAUGGACUUUAGCGGGAAAGAUUUCAACGGCGAGCAGGUGAUGGGCCUGUUGGCGCAGGGGUCGCUGUCGAGUAGCGUGGCUCCAGACCCAGAACUAGUGUGGCCGGUGCCACGCCACUGGACCCUGCAGGAGGCUGCCACCGUGCCCCUGCCCUAUGUGCAUGCAUACUAUGUACUCAGUAAAGCAAAUUUGAUAAAUGGAGAUCGAGUGUUGAUCAUCGGCGGGGCGGGGGCGUUGGGCCAAGCGCUUAUCUCUGUUUGCCUGUCGCUCGGCUGCAUCGUCUAUACAACUGUUAGCACUUUGCGUAAGAAAGAAGCCUUACUCAAGCUAUUCUCAAAUCUUAAAGAAAACAAUGUAAUAUGUGAGCUGAAUGAUGAAGUUCUAUAUGAUCAUAUAGUGACACAAACUGACAAUCAGCUUUGCAAAGUAGUUGUUAGCUGCGCAUCGGGCAGGUUGCGCGAGGUAGCAAUGAAAUGCGUUGGUUUUACGGGAACGUUCUUGGACGUCAAUCAGAAAGACAUGGAAUCGAAUAAGUCCUUCGGGAUGAGCUUCAUGUGGCAAUGCAGGACUUAUAAAAUUGUCGAUUUAUUCAGUCUAUUUGAGAGAAAUAAUAAUAUGGAGAAACAGGCGCUUCAAUUCAUAGUUGCUGAAGGAAUUGCGAACGGAGUCGUGAAGCCGUUACCUUCAAUAACAUAUGACAUUGAAGAAGUGCCAAGGGCGCUUAAGUUGCUCUCAUCGAGGAAUAACAUAGGAAGAGUUUUAAUAAAAAUGGACUUGCCACCUAAAAAAAAUUUAGUUCCCCGAAUCACUUGUUCUUCGACAGCAACAUAUUUAGUUGUUUGCACAGAAGUUGUGCUAAGUUUAGAAUUGAUAGAACUCUUAAUUUCUCGCGGUGCCAGAAAUAUUAUAGUUCUAUGGGAUGGAUCUGCAAAAGCUUACUUUCUGUACAAAAUAAGAUAUUUUGAGAAAUCAUAUUCAUCAGUAAAUAUAGUUAUUAAAAAUGUAAUAAAUGAUAAGGAAUGUACUAAUGCAAUAAAGGAAGCAGAAAAGGUCGGUUCACUCGAAGGCGUCUUCUUAAUAGUUGGCAAAGAUGUAAAGCAAUGUGAUGAUGUAUCAGAAGAACAAAUACUUUUGACAAGAAACAAAACUCUCAUGUCAAUGAUUUCUAGCUUAGACUUCGCUACAAGAUCUCUUAGCCAGAAUUUAAGAUACUUUGUUAUAGUCAGUGAAUCGUCCCGAAAUAUUUAUGAUAAAGAAAUUUAUUUAAAAGCUGAAAAUAUAUGUAAAGAGCGUCAAACUAUUGGUCUUCCGGGAUUGGCUUUUGAAGCUGAAAUUUCAAAUGAGUUGUCUAAAUACUUCAACUCGAAGGACAAUAUAGUGGCUGAAAUAAUACCCGAGGUGCUCAGUGCAUUGGAAAGAAGUUUGAAUCUUAAUUACCAUUACAUUAAAGCUGUUAUAGGACCUUGUAACGAAACAGGUUCCCUGGAAACUGAACGAAAGGAAUUUGAUCCCAAAACUACAACCGUUGAUCCAAAAAUAGUUGACGGAAGUGAAAGAAGAGUAAAAGGAAAGGAUCUUUCUGAGUUCAGUUUCACUAACGGCAAUGGAGAUUCUAUGGCAGAGAAAAACAAUGGCUUUGGAGUAUUUUACUCUUAUAUUGAGUCUGACGUAAAUGAAAUUACGGCCCAUGCUCUAGUUCGAAUGUCAACCAAAGCCUAUGAAUAUUUUGAGAACAAGUUUGAAAUAGAUCCAAGUGUGACGCAUCUGAUACUUAUCCCUGGCUUCGAAGGUCAUCACAAAAUAUUCAAGGAUCUCUGCGAGCCGUUGAAAUUAAGAGCCGUCGCUAUGAAAUUGGACACGGAUUUAAACAGUUCCAGUAUUCAAAAUAUGGCAUUAAAUAUAUAUAAGACACUUUCAAGAAAUCUUAACUUUAAGAAGACAUUUUACUUGUUGGGAUAUUCUUUUGGAGUGAAUGUGGCUCUGGAAUUAGCAGCUUUAAUAGAGAAGCAAGGUGAGCGCGGUAUCGUCUUCUGCUUGGACAGCAGCCCCGAUGCCUUAAAGCAUCUGAUGAAGACUUACGCCGGUGAUUUAUCGAAUACCAAUCUGCAAAAUGUAAUCGCAGCUCGUAUGUUUCAUCUGACGACUGGAUUAAAUAGUGAAGAGUUUUUGAAGGAAUUGGAGACUAUUGAGAGCUGGGACAAGAAGAUUGACGCCUUCAUCCGACGUGUUAAAGGACUAGUUCCCUAUUCACAUGAAUAUAUGAGAUCUUUGUUGGAAAUUACAUAUAAUAGAGUUAUUUCGGCGAGGGAAUAUCAACCGAACCUUAAAUUAAAAUCAGAAUUGGUUCUUAUUAAGUCAACUACUUCUGCCGAAUUCGUAAAUCUACCUGACGAUUAUAAUUUGGGAAAGUACUCAGAGAGUCCAGUCAAAGUUUAUGACAUUGAUGGGGACCACGCCUCGGUCCCGUACGAUAUCAGAGUAUCGACAAUUAUAAAUGACUCGCUCGAAGCAAAACUGUUGAAUGAAUUCAAUAAGACAAACACAUGUGAGACAUAUUUGAUGAAAGAUUGAUUUUCUUCACAAGUUAAAUAUGUAUCUGAAUGCAA